AUAAUCAUUGAACCAGAGGUAGUGUUAGAAUACUUUAAGGAGAAGGUGGGAACCCACCAUAAAGGCUAGUCCUGCAUCUUAGAGCCUUUAAAACACGAGAGGUCCUCGUUAGUGUCUAUGGAUUUAUGAGUUGUCCAUUUCACUUUGAGAAGCCAAAGUUAAAAGCAACUUCUUAACUUACUUCCUUUCCCACACCACUGAAACUAAAACACAACCACCAAAAUAACACUGUCAACGUUGGUUUAACUUGGCCAUGCCCCUCCACUGGCUUGUCCCAAAACCAGAAAAUAGCAGCAGUGUUUCCAUGGCAGGUUUGCCGAAUUUGUCGGAACCCCAUAACAAUUUGGAGUCCCAUCAUAGAGCUGUCCUCACUUACCCUAUUCAGACCAAUACACAAUCCAUUCUAGUGGCCUCACACUCCAUAACUUUAAAGUUUGAAGAGGUGGUUUACAAGGUUAAAUUGGAGCAGAAAGGAUUUUACUUUAGUGGAGGGGCAUCGAUCUCCAAAGAGAAGACUAUACUAAAUGGGUUGAGUGGCAUGGUUUGUCCAGGGGAGAUACUAGCGAUGCUUGGCCCAUCGGGGAGUGGAAAAACCACUCUCCUAACAGCAAUUGGUGGCCGACUCACUGGCAAGCUAUCUGGAAAGAUCACAUACAACGGUCAGCCAUUUUCCAGUUCCAUAAAACGAAGAACUGGAUUCGUUGCACAAUAUGAUGUCCUCUAUCCACACCUCACUGUAACUGAGACUCUUCGAUUCACUGCACUGCUAAGGCUACCCAAUAGUUUGACCAAGGAUGAGAAAGUUGAGCAUGUGGAGCGAGUUAUCGCCGAGUUGGGGCUAACUCGCUGCCGGAAUAGCAUGAUAGGGGGGCCGCUUUUUAGAGGGAUAUCAGGCGGGGAGAAAAAGAGGGUGAGCAUAGGCCAAGAAAUGCUCAUUAACCCAAGUUUAUUAUUGCUGGAUGAACCCACCUCAGGUUUGGACUCGACCACGGCUCAGCGGAUACUGAACACGAUCAAAAGGCUGGCUAGUGGAGGUAGAACUGUAAUCACAACAAUUCACCAACCUUCAAGCCGACUCUACCAUAUGUUUGACAAGGUGGUAUUGCUCUCUGAAGGCUGCCCCAUUUACUAUGGUCCUGCAUCAACUGCUUUGGAAUAUUUCUCCUCAAUUGGCUUUUCCACGCCCAUUACAAUCAAUCCUGCCGAUCUCUUGCUCGAUCUUGCCAACGGAAUUGGGCCUGAUUACGAGCAUACAAUCGAGCAACGAGAUAAUACAGACCAAGAGAAGAAGGCAAUGAGGGAUAUUCUCAUCUCCGCUUAUGACAAGAACAUUUCUACAAGAUUGAAAGCUGAAUUGUGCAGUUUGGAUGUCAAUAACUAUAAUUGUGCGAGAGAUGCAUCCACGAGAAACACUGUAAAGCCAGAGCAAUGGUGUACAAGCUGGUGGCAUCAAUUCAAGGUUCUUCUUCUGAGGGGGCUGAGGGAGCGAAGAUUUGAAGCCUUCAACAGGCUAAGAAUCUUCCAAGUCAUAAGUGUUGCUGUACUUGGAGGACUCCUAUGGUGGCACACUCCGCCUUCCCACAUUGAGGAUCGCAUUGCCAUGCUUUUCUUCUUCUCUGUGUUCUGGGGCUUCUACCCUCUAUAUAAUGCUGUUUUCACAUUUCCCCAAGAAAGAACUAUGCUAAUCAAGGAACGUUCAUCUGGAAUGUACCGCCUCUCCUCCUACUUUUUAGCCAGAACUUUUGGGGACCUGCCCUUGGAGCUUGCACUUCCAACUGCAUUUACCAUCAUCAUCUAUUUUAUGGGUGGCCUCAAACCCAAUCCUGUUACUUUCAUCCUUUCCCUUCUUGUUGUCCUUUACAGUGUCCUUGUUGCACAAAGUCUUGGCUUAGCUAUUGGUGCCAUACUCAUGGAUGGAAAACAAGCCACUACUCUUGCCUCAGUUACAACCCUUGUCUUCCUUAUUGCUGGGGGUUAUUACAUUCAACAAAUUCCACCCUUCAUAGUCUGGCUAAAGUACUUGAGCUACAGCUACUAUUGUUACAAGCUCCUUCUUGGGGUUCAAUAUAACGAGGACGAUGUUUAUGAGUGCACACAAGGUGUCUAUUGCCGGGUUGCAGAUUUCCCUGCAGUCAAGUCAGUGGGUCUGGACAAUUGGUGGAUAGAUGUAUCUAUAUUGGCCCUGAUGUUGGUAAGUUAUCGACUUGUUGCCUAUCUAGCCUUGCACCGGGUGCAGUGAAGUAAGUUUUGCAGGGGACAGCUCAGAAAACCAGAGAGAAAGAGAAGAUGAGGAGAAGGAAGUUUUCUGGCGAAAAUUUCGUCAAAGAACACAGCCCGAAGAGUUUUCUAUUUUUCCAAUGGAAAAAUAAUGCUAGAUUAAUCUAGAUAUAGAUGAAAAUCUUGUUGCAACAUCUUUAUCUUUCCUGAGAGUAACGCACAUCCUUUGGUGGUAGUUAACAUAAUCCUUAAGUUGAAAA
This is a messenger RNA of Rhododendron vialii, 2477 nucleotides long. Its product is annotated as ABC transporter G family member 14-like. Gene Ontology annotation, molecular function: ATP binding; ABC-type transporter activity; ATP hydrolysis activity. The record is from RefSeq and is a predicted model, not a curated record. Lineage: Eukaryota; Viridiplantae; Streptophyta; Magnoliopsida; Ericales; Ericaceae. The transcript is spliced from 5 exons. The coding region runs from base 254 to 2239 and encodes 661 amino acids. Gene Ontology annotation, cellular component: membrane.